Hylaeus anthracinus is the source of this 3226-nucleotide messenger RNA. RefSeq names its product facilitated trehalose transporter Tret1-like. The coding region runs from base 360 to 1922 and encodes 520 amino acids. The record is from RefSeq and is a predicted model, not a curated record. The transcript is spliced from 5 exons. Gene Ontology annotation, molecular function: transmembrane transporter activity. Gene Ontology annotation, cellular component: membrane. Lineage: Eukaryota; Metazoa; Arthropoda; Insecta; Hymenoptera; Colletidae. Gene Ontology annotation, biological process: transmembrane transport.
UACAUUUAUUUUUUGUUUACUUACAUGUUAAUGGCAAUUUAUAAUUAAUUAUAAGAAAUCUCUGCCUUACAUAAUAUUCUGUUAAAAUCCUCUUUAAAAAUUGCGUGUUUGUUGAAUAAAAGAGCAACGAUCUCCAAUAUUUACAUUAUUCCUAUCAAACAGUGAAACAUCAGAUCGAACUUAUUUUUAAUCGAUGAAAAAUUGCAAUUAAAAAUUUCAUGUCGCAAAUUAUUUCAUCCAGACACGAUUUCCUCUCACUAUUAAACUUUUUAUGAAACCUGAAUUUUAGACCCUCGAUCAUUUUGUUUUGAACCAACAAAUAAAUCUUUAUAUAUAUCAGUGUGAGUUCUUUGAAGAAAAUGAUUUACAAGAUAUUCGCAGGACUGGCCGCGCAUUCCGGUCAAAUUUCCGUGGGUCUCGGACAGGGAUUCAGCGCCAUUUUGAUCCCGCAGCUGCUGCAAAGCAACUUCGCCGAUUCGUCCCAAACCUCUUGGAUAGCGUCCUUGGGUGUCGUAUCCAAUCCCUUGGGAUCUUUGAUCGCUGGACUGUGCGCGGAAUGGUUUGGAAGAAGGUCAGCUAUCGCUCUGGCCAGCUUGCCGCAUGCUGCUGGUUGGUUGUUGAUAGCGUUAUCAAAAAACGUGCCGAUGCUGUACGCAGGUAGAUUCAUCAGCGGAAUCGGCAUGGGCAUGGCGAACGGCCUCUACCUUUACGUCAGCGAGGCUGCAGCACCGAAUCAGAGGGCUUGGCUAGGAAGCUGCGGCCCUGUGUUAGUGUCACUCGGUGUCCUAAUGAUCUACACACUAGGUGCAUUCACGACGUGGCAGAGAGCCGCGGCGAUUAGCAUCGGACCCGCGAUCCUCUCCUUGGCACUGACACGGAUGAUUCCCGAGACCCCAGGUUGGCUGGUGGCCCGAGGACGAAGCGAGGAAGCGAAAGAGUCGUUGCUGUGGUUGCGGGGCCCCGGUUCGAGUACCGACAGAGAGUAUCAAGACUUGUGCGAGAUAAACCUGAAGAGAGAAGAGAAGAAGGACAACCUUGUAAAAGCUCUUCACAUGCCAAGCGUAUGGAAGCCCUUUCUUAUACUCGUCGCCUUCUUCGCGUUGCAACAAAUGUCCGGGAUCUACAUAAUCCUAUUCUACGCUGUGAGCGUUCUCGAAGACAUCGACGUGGACAUAGACCUGAACGAGUACUCUGCGAGCGUUGGCAUCGGUGUGAUCAGAUUGUUUGCGUCGAUCGUUGGCGCUGGUCUCGCGAACAGCUUUGGCAGAAAAGUGCUGGCCUUUGCCAGUGGUCUAGGAAUGGCGAUCUCCGCUAUGGGCGUUGCUGUAGCCUUCAGAUUCAAGCUACCAUCGAUAAUGUCUCUGAUAUGCAUCGGAGGUCACGUAGGAUCGUCGAUGAUAGGGUUCCUCACUUUGCCCUGGGUGAUGACCUCGGAGCUGUAUCCACUGAGGUUCCGAGGACCCCUGGGAGGUAUCACCACUAGCCUAGUGCAAAUGUUAACGUUCGCGACUAUUAAACUGUAUCCAGAUCUGCGUUCACUGGUUGGCAUGGAGUCCACGAUGUGGAUGUUCGGUGGUGUCAGCCUUUUAGGAGCUUUGUUCGCUAUAACAAUUCUACCGGAGACUAGAGGUCGAAGCCUGGACCAGAUAGAAAGUGGAUUCUCCAGCAAGCCAGCGUGGAAUAGUGCCAUGCAGACCUUGCCAACCGUGUGUGCUCAACCAAGAAACAUUACGCUUCAGAAGUUCUCUUCUAUCUCCGAAGAGAAGCACCAUAACAUGCUGGCGAAUACAUAUGUUUACGAUAACUUCUGUUUGGACUUGUCUCAUGACGAUAGUGUGGAUGCUAAAAAGGAUCCUGCGAAAGGCUCGGACACCAAGAGCGACGUUAUACACACCAUCUCCUUGGAACACGUUUACCUCUGAUGAACCAAAGGAUUCCAGAAGCAUUCGUUUUCGUGAAUCUAAACCAAAGUUGGAACACCUCUGUAGAGUAACUCAUUGGCUGUACAUCUAAUUAUCAGUUGUUUCAUUGGUAGCUCUUUUUUUUAUCUGAUUUAGCAUCGAUAUUUAUCUUUAGAUAGGAUCAUAGGUUGCCUUUAAAACACAUUAACGCUAGCUAUGCAGGAGAUUUCUCAACAGAAAUUUUCUGGAUUUAGAAGGAUUAAAGAGAAAUGAAUUUGGAUAUACGCUUGGACCUUUGUAUAUGAAUAAAAGUCAGCGUAAGUGAUUAGUGAAAAGUAUAAACUGUUUCUAGAAAAGAGUGCUCCGUAAACCUAGCGUUAAAGAGAUUAUGAUAUAUGGAUACUAUGACAUAGAAGGUCGCAACUUUAAAAAGGACAAAAAUGUUCAGUUUACUCUGAAGGAAAGUGACUUUUGAGAUUCUCAUGAAACUUUUUUUUAAUGUCUACUGGAGCAAAAGAGACAAUCAGGUGUUCUGCUUCCGGUAGAGGCCAUUUUAUGUACAAUUGUUGAUUACUUUGACUGUAGUUACCGAAACUUUCGGGAAGAUGAACACUUUGGGAUGUUGUUCUCGAGGUGUUCUCGUCAUUGUGAUAUUCUAAUACUGACGACGCGAAGUAUUUAUCGAAUAACCGAUACUUGAAAUUUGCCAAACGACUCACGGUCAGUAUUAAGAUCAUUCCUACGCCUUUUUUUUAAAUGUGUUCGUUGUAAGCCGUCAGACGAGUUGUCGAGGUUCGCACGAUUCUUCUAAGGCUUUAGCCAACGAUCGCUUGUUCGUUUUUACGAUGAAUGUGUUGGCACUUUAUCUACUGAUCUAUUUAGAAAGAGUCCACACCUUAGCCUAAGAUUUUCUACGGUUGCAUACAGUGUUUCAUUUUAACUUGAACUCCGUAAUAACUCAAUAACAUGGGGUUUUAACAAAAAAAUUAAGUUAUCAAUUCCAUUAUAUGAUAAAUGGCGCCCUUUCGAUAUUUCUUCAUGGCUGCCACUUUUUUUAAAUGUAAGUCAAUUUUGUGUCCUAACGAAAAUUGUAGCUGGUAUUGAGACGAAAACACCGGUUGUUGUUUCUUGUUUCAUUUGAAUCAGUUUUGACCGAGUUACAGCGUUUUAAAGUUUGUUGUUUUCCAAAUUCGUCUCAAUACCAGUUACAAUUUUCAUUAAAACAAACAAAUCUUUAUAUUAAUUAAUAACUCCUCUUCUCAACUCCCCCUCGCAACAAUAAAACAUAUGUCUGAAACAUUUUUUUGCUAAAAGCCCAUGUUUUC